Molecule: messenger RNA, 2318 nt
Organism: Eruca vesicaria subsp. sativa (arugula)
Lineage: Eukaryota; Viridiplantae; Streptophyta; Magnoliopsida; Brassicales; Brassicaceae
Source: the annotation of a GenBank genome assembly
CAAAGUCAAAACCUAAAAGAAAAUCUUGAGACCAUCACAACUCCUUUGUCUCUUCUCUCUUCAAUGGCUUCUUCUUCCACUACCGCCCUUCUAGGCCCACCUUCCGUCGCCUCCACACCGAUCACCAAACCCGUUACCACCACUUCCCCUGAAACCCCUGUUUCCAACGACCACAAUCUGAUCUCCAAGACCGCCGCCCUAGCCCUCGAAGAACAACGCCCACCGAUGGGUCUUACUGAAAACUUGUCCCCCACGUUUCUCACCUCCGGCAACCCAUGCCUCGAUUUCUUCUUCCACAUCGUGCCCGACACGCCUCCCACCGAUCUGAUCCAACGUCUUGCGGUUUCUUGGUCUCACGACCCGUUGACCACGUUGAAGCUCGUAUGCCAUCUCAGAGGAGUUCGAGGCACAGGGAAGUCUGACAAAGAAGGUUUUUACACGGCUGCGUUGUGGCUUCACGAGAAUCACCCCAAAACCCUAGCUUUGAAUCUCCCCUCUUUAGUCGAUUUCGGGUACUUCAAAGACUUGCCUGAGAUUCUGUAUCGUCUCCUUGAAGGUCAACAGGAGGUUGAGAGUGGGACGAGUCGUGUGUGGAGGAAGAGGACUCAGAGCAAGUUCAAGAAGACUAGAGAGACUCGCUCCCAAGAUUUAAAAGAUCUGAUUCUUGAAGACGCGGAGGAGAUUGUUGGUCAUGUAGAUAAAACAGAGGCUAGGGUUUUAAGGAAACAGAGAGAGUUCGAGAAGGCGAAGAAGGCUUUGGAGAGGUAUAACUCUGAUGGUAAUUAUAGGUUACUGUUUGAUUGUAUUGCGGAUUUGUUUGCUGGUUUGUUGAAAACCGAUUUGGAGUUUUUGAAUUCGAAUGAGAUGAAUAAGAUUGGUUUAGCUGCUAAGUGGUGUCCUUCUGUUGACUCGUCUUAUGACAAGACGACUUUGAUAUGUGAGGCAAUAGCUAGAAGGAUGUUUUCUAGAGAUGAGUAUGAAGGUGUGGAAGAGUCACAUUAUGCUUAUAGGAUUAGAGAUAGGUUGAGGAAACAAGUUCUUGUCCCCUUACGUAAGGCUCUUGCGUUGCCUGAGGUGUAUAUGAGUGCAAAGGAGUGGAACCAUUUGAAUUAUAACAGAGUUGCUUCUGUGGCUAUGAAGAAUUACAAGACGCUUUUUGUGAAGCAUGAUAGCGAGAGGUUUAUGGAGUUUUUGGGGGAUGUGAAGUCUGGGAAGAAGAAGAUGGCUGCUGGUGCGUUGCUUCCACACCAGAUUAUCAGCCAGCUUGGGGAUGAUGAUGGAGUUGGCUCUGAAGUUGCGGAGCUUCAAUGGGCGAGGAUGGUGGAAGAUCUUGCCAAGAAAGGGAAGAUGAAGAACUCGUUGGCGGUUUGUGAUGUCUCUGGGAGCAUGUCUGGUGUGCCUAUGGAGGUUUGUGUGGCGCUUGGGUUGUUGGUUUCAGAGCUUAAUGAAGAGCCGUGGAAAGGGAAGGUUAUUACCUUUAGCGAAAACCCGCAGCUUCAUGUAGUAACGGGGUCGAGUCUGAGAGAAAAGACUGAGUUUGUGAAAGAGAUGGAUUGGGGAAUGAACACUGAUUUCCAGAAGGUGUUUGAUCGGAUUCUAGAGGUUGCUGUUGAGAAUAAGUUGACUAAUGACCAGAUGAUCAAGCGGUUGUUUGUGUUCAGCGACAUGGAGUUUGAUAGUGCAGUGGGAAACAACAACUUUGACACAGAAGACAGUGAUAUGGAGAGUGGUUCCGAGGUAGAUUACACUGCCCUUUACCAGAAACGGUUGAAGAUAGCUAAGGAACGGUCCAAGGAGAAGUGGGAGACAGAUUAUGAGGUGAUUCAGAGGAAGUAUAAGGAGAGUGGUUUUGAGAAUGUUCCGGAAAUUGUUUUUUGGAACUUGAGAGACUCGUCGGCCACACCCGUGGCAGCUAAGCAGAAAGGAGUAGCUUUGGUUAGCGGGUUUUCAAAGAAUCUACUGAAUCUGUUUCUUGAGGAAGGUGGUAUUGUGAAUCCUGAAGAUGUCAUGUGGUUAGCCAUUAAAGGUGACGAGUACAAGAAACUUGUUGUUCAUGACUGAGAAAACUUCUUUGUUACCAUUGUACUUAUGUUUGAUCUUACUUUUCGGAAACUCAACUUGUUUUUUUUCCUUUUUGUGUUUGUUAUAUGAGGAAAUAGAUGAGUCUUGUUUACAUUUUGUUUGAAGUACCUAAGUUUAAUUAGGUAUAGAAAUAAGAAAAUGAAAUGAUCUAGAAGUUGUAAGAGGAGUCAUCACUUUUCGCUUCCUCCUAACUUUGGAAUCUUUCCUCUCACUUUUGGUUCUAAUGGGAGUAAAAG